CCAGGAAAGGAUGCCAAUAGCUAAUUCGCCAUUCCAUCCAUCCGCCAGGCCGCCACCACCGGCCCCUUCCCCUCAGGCGAUCGUCUCUCCUCUUCCCAGCCAGCCGACGCAAAAUCCAGCAACGCUGCCGGACGGCGGACAGCACCGCGCGUGCUAGCGGCUGAGAAAGGUCGCCAGGAGCUGUCGGAGUUUUGGUCUGUAUAGAGGCAUGGCUUCUUCUGUAUUCAAGGCAAUGGCUGAGAAGGCAGGACCGGCCGUUCGUAAGCAGGCCCUGACCCUGACCGAUGCGGCGGCAUCUAAAGUACACCACCUGCUUGGCCUCCGACAACGUUCUUAUCUUCGCUUAGGUGUGAAGGCACGUGGUUGCAAUGGGUUAUCCUACACGUUGAAUUAUGCUGAUGAAAAGGGGAAAUUUGACGAGCUUGUGGAAGAUAAAGGAGUUAAGAUACUAAUUGAGCCAAAAGCUCUUAUGCAUGUCAUUGGAACCAAAAUGGAUUUUAUCGAUGAUCCUCUUAGAUCCGAGUUUGUGUUCAUGAAUCCCAACUCUAAGGGAGAAUGCGGUUGUGGCGAAUCCUUUAUGACAACAACCAACAAAGGCUCUGCAUAAUCCAACAAUUUGUGAUGGCAACUCAUUGAUUUGCGCCUGAGUGAUAGGUGAUACAAUUGCAUUGUUCAGUACUCAAGACCGCUAUGUUUGUUACCUUUAAACCUUAGCCAUGGAACCUCUGCAGUAAGGAAUGGCUUCGCUUAUCUCUCAUGUUGCGCUGUGUCUGGCUGACCUUAUGGUGAGGGUGUAGAACAUUGGCACUCUAGUCGCUUGCUGAGAUGUUGGGGUGAUGUUUUGGUUUAAUGCACAUAAGUAGUGAGCAAUUAGCAUAUUUUUCUAUAUUAUAAAGGGUGUGGGCAUUGUGAUAUGUUACGUCUUAACUACACCAUUUGUACCUGACUCCUGUUGUAACAAAAAAA
Molecule: messenger RNA, 966 nt
Organism: Lolium perenne
Lineage: Eukaryota; Viridiplantae; Streptophyta; Magnoliopsida; Poales; Poaceae
Product: iron-sulfur assembly protein IscA-like 1, mitochondrial
Biological process (GO): iron-sulfur cluster assembly
Cellular component (GO): cytoplasm; mitochondrion
Molecular function (GO): 2 iron, 2 sulfur cluster binding
Source: RefSeq, a predicted model, not a curated record